Molecule: messenger RNA, 2365 nt
Organism: Adelges cooleyi (spruce gall adelgid)
Lineage: Eukaryota; Metazoa; Arthropoda; Insecta; Hemiptera; Adelgidae
Product: putative thiamine transporter SLC35F3
Exons: 12
Coding region: 431-1915 (494 amino acids)
Source: RefSeq, a predicted model, not a curated record
UAGCACUAGCUAUAGCGCAGAACGCUGCGUGCUCGUAUCCUCUGGUGGCACCACAGUGAGCUCGCCGACGCGGGUUCGAGUUGAACUCCACAGCCGCUGCCGCUGCCGCCGCCACCGCUGCUGAGCCAACAACAGGGUUACCGGGUCACGGCGGUGGUGUAGUAAUAUACGGGUUUUUCCCCCAUGAUCAUGACGAUUUAGCUGAAUGAAAAAUUGCCCGGCCGAACGAAAUAAUUGUUAUUAUGUCGAUAAUAUUGUAAAAGUUGUUCUUGUUGGAAAAAUACUAAAUCCUUAUUGCGUUUGCACUUGAACGGGUUUCCACCAAACAGUCGUCCGAGAAAAGGUACGGGGUUUCACUUCAAGUUCACUGUCACGGCAUUAUUAGGUGAUGGACGGCAACACGGAUAUCCGCCGAAAAGUCUGACGAGAAAUGACGGGAUCUGUUGAAAUCAGCAUCGCCCACUUUAGUAAGCGGACUAAAGACUACCUUGUGAUGAAGGUCGAGAACGAUGUACCGACUAUAUUCAACCCUCGGAAGCCCAGACUGUCGCAAAGCAAUGCCGUAUUAACCUCGGACCAUCGGACCAUCGGUCCGUUCUCCCAUGUCCUGUCCCGGAGCGAAUCCCUAUGCCAGCAAGAAGACGUCGAACAAAUCGAGCAGUGUCAGCGGCGACAAGUAGGCGUGUUUAAGAGGAUUAAAACCACAUGUUGUUCGCAGUCGGCGAAAAAGGUGUACUAUGGAAUGUUCGUGAUGGUUUGCGUGACCUUCUCUUGGGCGGGAGCCACGCACGCCAUCAAGUAUCUGUACAUGUACCAUCCGACCAAGUACCCUGUGCUCAGCGGUUCAGGAUUCAACUUCUCGUCGAUUCACCAGCAAACGUUGAUGACGUACAACGCGCCUUUCUUCACCACGUGGUUUUGCACCAACUGGACAGUGCUGUUCUUUCCGCUAUACUUUUUGUGCCAGCUGGGCAGUCCCAAUCACCAGUCGCCCACCGACAUCCUAGGGGAGAGCGUAAGGAAUUUCCGUGAUCGCGGUUUCACCGCUGCACACUUCUUGACCAGGUGCUGGUUGUUUUGCAUGCUCUGGGUGUUUACCAAUUAUCUGUACAUACACGCGCUCAGCAUACUCGUGGCAACCGACGCGUUAGCACUGUUCGCCACCAACGUGUGCUGCGUGUACCUGUUGUCGUGGGUCAUUCUCCACGAUCAGUUUGUCGGGGUCCGGAUCGUAGCUGUGAUACUGUGCAACACGGGCAUCGCAUUGUUGGCUUACAUGGACGCCGGAAUAGUGCACAAAAAGAAAACCUUGACGGGGGUCAUGUUAGCCGCAACGGCGGCUGCCGGUUCGGCCGUAUAUAAAGUAAUGUUCAAAAAAAUGAUUGGCGACGCUACUUACGGACAAGUGUCACUGUUCUUCUCGCUAAUAGGUCUGCUGAACGCCGCGCUCUUGUGGCCCGUUUGUCUGGUGUUGUACUUCUCCGAGAUCGAAAUACUCCACUGGGACCGGUUGCCCUGGUUCAUACUUUUAUCGGCCAGCACGCUGUCAUUAGUGGCCAACCUGUUGGGCAAUUUGAGCAUAGCGUUUACUUAUGAAGUAUUCAUCACGUUUGGUAUCAUCGCCGCCGUGCCAGUAUCUGCAGCCAUUGACAUAACAAUGCACGACCUACAGUUUUACGGUAUGAAACUGGCGGGAAUCAUAUUGAUAUCGAUCGGAUUCCUAUUGGUCAUGUUCCCUAACGACUGGCCGGAAUACAUUUUCCGCAUAUUCAGGAAUCUAGUACUACUGAGUCAUAGCGCUAGGUGGAGCCGGAAAAACCGAGGACUACUACCGAAUCCGCCAAAGGUGGAAAUCGACUACCGGACCGGAUAUAUUAGGUCACACUUACGUUCGCCUUCCGGUCGUGUCAGGUGACCAGUUUUGGCGACGAUGGCGAAAUUCUACCAAUUUUUCUAAAAUAAUUAUAAUAUAUUCACAAUCAAAUGUUUACCAAACGAUCUCUGGGCAGUGGAGUCCCAGAUAGACCCUUGUCCAUUUAAUAAACAUUUUUUCUUUGGUGUCCAUUUCUUUUUUGCUAGGUGUAUUACAGCAACUAGUUGUUUUUAACUUUUAUUUCCCGUCCACAUUAUACGGAGGGACACGUGUAAAAUACAUAUCUGUCGCCGUCGGACAUUAUACCGUAUACGGUUAUAGAUUAUAUAAUAUUAAAUACUAUGUAAAAAAUCGGUUAACUGUAUUAUUUUUUCCUCAUGCAAUUAUACUGUAAUAUAUAUUGCAUAUUAUUAUAUAUAAUAUACUUUUAUGAAUUCCUUCUUUGUUAAAUAAAAACUGCCUAUUGUAUUUGUGUAAUAUAGAUAAUACAAU